Messenger RNA from Camelina sativa (false flax), 1601 nucleotides. RefSeq names its product UPF0481 protein At3g47200. The record is from RefSeq and is a predicted model, not a curated record. NCBI's taxonomy places the organism in Eukaryota, Viridiplantae, Streptophyta, Magnoliopsida, Brassicales, Brassicaceae.
CUACAAAACAAGUUCUUUGGACCUGUGUGCUUGAUAUUUUCAGCGUUGGAAUCUCUUCAAGCGUCUUUCUCCGUUUCUUCCUUCCAGAGUCCAAGAGAAUACGUGUGAAAUGUUUACUCUUGAAAGGUGUAAGUGGUGUGUGCUUAGUUAGAGCUUUCCUCCUGAGAAUAUUCUCUUUACUCUUUAGAAGUGCUCUGAUUAGAUAUAAAGGAUGGAUCAGAAUGAAGGUGCUGAUGCUCUUGUAGAUUCCAUCAAAGCUAAGUUAGACUCUUUGUCUUCUCUUUCAACCCAUUGUUGUAUCUACAAGGUACCUAAUAAGCUCCGCAGACUCAAUCCUGAUGCAUAUACGCCUCGGCUUGUGUCCUUUGGCCCUUUGCAUCGCGGUAAAGAAGAGCUUCAAGCCAUGGAAGAGCAUAAAUACAGGUACUUUCAGAGUUUUAUUCUUAGAACAGACUCUACUCUAGAAGAGCUAGUUAGAGUUGCUAGGACUUGGGAACAAAAAGCUCGCAGCUGUUAUGCAGAAGAUGUGAAACUUAAUAGCGAUGAGUUUGUUGAGAUGUUAGUUGUAGAUGGUAGCUUCUUGGUCGAACUUCUUCUGAGGUCUUAUUAUCCUCAGCUUAGAUGCGAGAAAGAUAGCAUAUUUGGUAAUUCAAUGAUGAUCACCGACGUGUGUCGUGACUUGAUUUUGAUCGAGAAUCAGUUACCCUUUUUCGUCGUAAAGGAGCUUUUUCUUCUUUUGUUUGUUUACUACCAACAAGGAACGCCUUCAAUCCUAAAGCUUGCUCAACGCCAUUUCAGCUGUUUCUUAAGUAACAUUGAUGAUGAGAUGCUUACUUUAGAGCCAAAGCAUUUUGUUGAUCUUCUGAGGUCUUGUUACUUGCCACUGGUCCCAACCAGAUUGAAAGAAACCACAUUGAAGGUUGAAAAUGCACCUGAAGCAACAGAGCUACACAGUGCUGGUGUUAACUUCAAGCCAGCAGAGACCAGUUGUUUACUUGACAUUAGCUUUGCUGAUGGAGUACUCAAGAUUCCUACCAUCUUCAUCGAUGAUCUCACAGAAUCACUCUACAGAAACAUCAUUGCGUUUGAACAAUGUCAUUGCUCAGAUAAGAACUUCCUCCACUACAUCAGGUUGCUCGGUUGCUUCAUUAAAUCCCCUACUGAUGCUAACUUACUCAUCCGCAGUGGGAUCAUCGUGAACAAUCUCGGGAACGCAGAAGAUGUUUCAAAGUUGUUCCAUAGCAUCUACAAAGAGGUUAUAUUUGGUAGAAGAUUCUACUUUCAGACAAUUUCAGAGAAUCUUCAAGCUUACUGUAACACACCAUGGAACAGGUGGAAGGCGAUUCUUAGACGUGACUACUUCCACAAUCCUUGGUCAGUUGUUUCUGUUUUGGCUGCUAUACUUCUUAUCUUUCUCACUUUCAUACCGGCUGUAUGCUCUAUCUUGGCUCUGUAAGUCUUUAGGACAUCACAUGGUCACCCGCUAUGAGUUGUUUGUGGGUUUUGAAGGCUGGUAUCAACAUACAUCCUACUAUAUUAAUUGGGAAGUACAAAUAUAAAAUUAACCUUAAAAUAUGUAAAAAAAUUACAUUCAAUUGCCA